Molecule: messenger RNA, 1234 nt
Organism: Morus notabilis
Lineage: Eukaryota; Viridiplantae; Streptophyta; Magnoliopsida; Rosales; Moraceae
Product: GDSL esterase/lipase At5g45950
Exons: 5
Coding region: 87-1169 (360 amino acids)
Molecular function (GO): hydrolase activity, acting on ester bonds
Source: RefSeq, a predicted model, not a curated record
AACACAAACAAUUAAAACCAGUUCUCUGAUUCCUCAUCCUCCUUUUCCUAAAACUUUGGAGAUGCGAUAUAUAUAAUACCAUAAAUAUGAUGAAGGUGUCCGUACUAGUAAUGGUGGUCACGACAUUGGUUUUGGUGCAGGCAGUGGUGUUGCGAGCUCAUGUGAAUGUCGGCCAAAUUCGGCAAUUGGCUGCUCGGAACAAUGUGUCUUGCGUUUUGGUUUUUGGAGAUUCGAGUGUCGAUCCUGGCAAUAACAAUGUCCUUCAAACCACAAUGAAGGGCAAUUUCCCUCCUUAUGGGAAGGACUUCUUUGGUCGUCGACCUACUGGAAGGUUCAGUGAUGGACGACUCGCCACUGACUUCAUUGCGGAUACAAUUGGGUACCACAAGAUAAUUCCAGGAUUCCUUGAUCCGCAUCUGAAGGUAGCAAACAUGGUGCAUGGUGUUAGUUUCGCCUCAGCUGCUUCCGGUUACGACGAUUAUACCGCCAAUAUUUCGAACGUGUUACCUCUUUCGGCACAGCUGAAAUACUUUAUGCACUACAAGGUGAAAGUGAGGAGACUUUUGGGUGAGAAAAGAGCAGACGACAUCAUAAGAAACGCUAUAUUUGUUUUAAGUAUGGGCACAAACGACUUUCUCCAAAACUACUACUUGGACCCAUUUCGCCCCAGCCAAUACACUCUCAACGAGUAUCAGAAUUUCCUCGUCUCUCGCAUGGCUGACAAUAUUAAGGAAAUGCAUAGGCUUGGCGCGCGAAGAUUAGUGGUGGUAGGAGUUCCACCCCUGGGGUGCAUGCCUCUGGUCAAAACGCUUCAGGACCAAACUACAUGUGUAGAAAGUUACAACAAAUUGUCUCUCUCAUUCAAUUCCAAGAUAAGUUUCAAGCUCAGCUCCAUUAAAUCUACUUUGCGGAUGAAGGUCGGCUUCGUCGAUGUGUACGGUAUUGUAGUUAAUGCCAUGAACAACCCACACAAAUAUGGUUUGACUGAAACUUCCAAAGGAUGUUGUGGGACUGGUACCAUAGAGUAUGGCGAUUCAUGCAGGGGCAUGGCCACAUGCAAUGAUCCGACAAAAUAUGUGUUCUGGGAUGCUGUUCAUCCAACGGAGAAAAUGUACAAAAUCAUAGCCGAAGAGGCCGUGGAAUCUGUCAACUCAAACCUCUUGAUUUAAGAAUAUAUUGUUGUUGUACUAGUUAGUUGUAAUUUGUGACAUCUUCAUCUUUUAUAAAAGCUGAA